CGUCCCGCGCGACUAGCUCCUCUGCGUUCCCAGGUGAUCUCCUAGCUCCGCCUAGUCUAUCGCCCUACCGGCUGUGUCGCUCCUCUUACGUUCCGCAUCGUCCCGUGUGGUACGCCUCCGCGGCCGCCGCUCGUCUGCGCCGUUUGCAGGUUGGGCCAGCGCGAAACCCAUCCCUAAGGGCUCGUUUGGUUCCUCGGAAUCCCCCCGGGAUCCCGGCCCAAUACCCGGUGUUAGAAUCCACGGGGCACUUUAGCUCUGGGUAGCCCACUGGCGCAUUUGGCUGCCCUCCAUCCCGUGUCUUUUCGGCCCCAUCCUGCCAUCCACGCCGUUUCCGCGGGGAAAGAAUCCGCGUGUGGGGACGUCGGGGAGAAAACCUCGUCUCUCUCCUCGCUCUCUCGCGCCUGCGCUAAUCCUCUCUCUCUCUCGCUCGCACGAACUCCUCCCCCUCCCUCUGUCCCGCGUCGCUCCUAACGCCGCGUCCUAGAGCAUACCCGGCGGCCCUUCAAUUCCUUCACUGCGACGACCCGGCGGCGGCCCCUCUGUUUCUUCCCUGCUGGAUCCGGCGCCGACCCGUCCUCCUGUCUCUUCCCUACACAGAUCCGGCGGCGGCUCCUCCUACAAUUUCUUAUCUUCACGAUCAGGCGGUAGUUCCUCCUCCAACAGCUUCCUUGUGCAGAUCCAUGGCGGCUCCUCUUCUAUGAGCAUCCCUUUUUGAUUGCAUAUGCCACUAGCUUCCUUGUAGAAUUUCUUCCCUACCUCCAUGGUCAUUUCGUCAACAGGGAUGCUUGAGAUUUCCCCGAUGGUGGGAGGGGAUCCCGUGUGCUCUUAAAAAUCCCCGCUAGGGCUUUGUUUCCCAGGCUUUUAUUUCCCUCACAACCAAAUGAGCCCUAAGAUGGGAAGAGGCGACGGAGAGAAAGAAGGCAAACGCCGCCGCGGCCGCAGCAGCAAGAGAUCUCGGGACGCCUCACCAUCAUCUGACUCCGAUUCUUACCCUUCCUCGGCUUCCUCCCCCGGCCGUAGUCUCGAGCACCGGAGCCAUAGCGGCAGCAAGCACAGAAAGUCGUCCAACUCGUCCCAUCGCCAACAUCAUCACCACAAAAGCAGUGGCCGCUCACACUGUUCCCGCGACGAAAACCGUCGCCGCCGCCGUAGGAGACGCAGGGAUGAGGGGCGGGUACAGCGCCAUGGCGAUGCCAGUGACUUUUCUGGAUCAGGUUCAGAGGAUUCAGAUAAUGAGGAGGCGCGGCAGAUUGUGCGCGGCAUUCUCAGUGAAUUCCCAGCUGUUGCUGGUGAGCUUUGUCAGCUCCUUCAAAUGAUAGAUGGCGGUGAAGGCAUUGAUAUUUCUGGAAUAUCUGACAAGCCAUUGGUGAAGCGCCUGAAGAAACUUUUCAGAUCGCUGAAGCUGAAAGAAAGUUCAAAUGGAGCUUACUUGCUACCACCAAAAAGAGUUCCUACUCUUGAUAUUAUUGGACCAAUAUUAUCAGGAAGUGCUAAAUGUGGGGAUGAUCAAAAUGAGAAUGCGAUGUUACAGAAGAGACAACAACUACUGUCAUCUAAUUUUGAUGUACAAAAUAAAGAUGAUUUCCCUCCUGCACACGGAGGAAAAGUUGACAGGGAAGAUGACACCCCGAAAAAGAGGGUAAUUGGUCCUGCAAUGCCAUCACGUGAGUUACUAGCUGCAGCAGCUGAAAUGACAGAGGCUCUUAGGUGCCGGGAUGCUGAAUUGGAAGCUGAUAAUGAUUCUCUUAUAGGACCUCCACCACCUGCCAUGGUUGCUGAAGCUGCAUCUGCAAAUGAAGCUGAGCGAUUUGAAGAGGUUACUCGAAUAUUGGGUGCUGAUGCAGACGCGCUCUAUGAUGUUCUGGGCAUAAACUGGAAGAUGUCAUCUGAGAACAUUAAGAAAAGGUAUUGGAAGCUAUCUCUUUUAGUGCAUCCAGACAAGUGCCCCCAUCCUUCAGCUCAGGAGGCAUUUGUAAAGUUGAACAAUGCUUUCAAAGACUUACAAGACCCCGGAAAGAGAGGUGUGAUAGAUGAGAAGAUAAAAAAGAAAGAGGAGAUGGAACAAUUUGAGGUUGAGCUUAAAGCAAUGCGUGAGGCUGCAGAAUGGAGACGGUUACAAGGUAUAUCUCUUGAGGGUGAUGAAGAACUUUUGGCCGCUCCAAAACAGCCACAAGAACCACCUACACGGGAUGAAUGGAUGACCACACUGCCACCUGAAAGAAAAGCUGGAGUACCAAUGCAUUCAACUACGUCAUUCAGUAUGAAUGGUAAAGAAGGACGUGGUGACACAAGUGUUUGGACAGAUAGUCCUCUUGAUAGAGCCCAAAAGGCACAGCAGAACUACUUAGAGGCCUAUAACAAAGCGAAAGCAAUUGCAGAUGGAUAUGAAGACAAGGGCAAAAGCUCAGAUGCUUCUCUUGUAGAUAAAUACAACUCGUCCAAGAGAUCAGUAUCUCUUGUGCAGAAGCACCGAGAGAGCAAAAAGGAGAAAAAGAAGCAUAAGCAACGAGAUAAAGAAGGAUGGGAGGAAAAUCACCCAUGGAAGCCAUGGGAUCGUGAGAAAGAUCUGACUGCCGGGCGGCAGAAUGUGGCUUUAGAUCCAGAGAACAUGACUCAAGGAUUGUCGUCCCGUUUUUCAUCCGGAGCUGUGCAAAGGAACUUCCUCUGAGUAAUUUAGACGUAGCCGCAGAUGAGCAGUUGCCUAGCUGAUACUUGGUGUCGAAUGCCAAUGUUUUCUUUUCAUGAAAAUGUUGAAGUUGUUAGGGGCACAGAAACAGGAGAAUGCCAGAUUAGUUAUAUUCGAUAUAUCCUGUUGGGGUUGGCUUGUGCUUGUGAGCUGUUUUCCACUUUUCCGUAACAACUCUGGAUGUUUUUGAAGGCCUUAUAGCUGAUGGCCCACCAUUUACAUCUGAGAAUCACAGAAUGCAGUAAUAUUUUAAUACUACGUGACUUGUAGACCGAAACGAAAUGAGUGGACUGAUCAAGCUAACAAUUGAUACUUGAUAUACAAUGAACUCUUUAUUCAAUU
Molecule: messenger RNA, 3028 nt
Organism: Brachypodium distachyon (stiff brome)
Lineage: Eukaryota; Viridiplantae; Streptophyta; Magnoliopsida; Poales; Poaceae
Exons: 11
Coding region: 881-2668 (595 amino acids)
Source: RefSeq, a predicted model, not a curated record